Messenger RNA from Balaenoptera musculus (blue whale), 1165 nucleotides. RefSeq names its product transmembrane protein 253 (gene TMEM253). NCBI's taxonomy places the organism in Eukaryota, Metazoa, Chordata, Mammalia, Artiodactyla, Balaenopteridae. The transcript is spliced from 6 exons. Bases 122 to 625 code for a protein of 167 amino acids. The record is from RefSeq and is a predicted model, not a curated record.
GUCUUCUGCUCUGAGCUACCGGGCCCUACCAGGAGCUCCAGGGCCAGCUGGGACCCAUCCCUUUGGAGCAGCUGCUUCAGACUAGGCUAGGAAGCACUGAGCUCUAGUGGUCAAGGGAGCCAUGGAGGAGAGAGCUGGUCAGCGAGAGCAAGACAGACCCAGCCUUCGUCUGGAAAAGCUACAGCACUGGGCCAGGCACAGGCAGAGUGGGCACCUCUUGGUGCUGGCGGUGAGCCAGCUAUGGCUGGCAGUGGCUGUGGUGCCCUUUGCUAUCUCAGUUGCCUGCCUGAACUCUGCUUGUCACAUGGCCACAGCACUGCCACUUGGGCCUGGCGUACUGGGUCUCCUCACUGGGAUUGUAACCCUUGAGCUGCGCAGAGCACCCCGUCUCUGGAAGCUAGCCGGCUUGCUGGUGCUGGAGCUCAGUGCUGAGGCCUUCACCCUAGGGGGAGUGCUGGUCUCAGCAUACUCCCUGUUCCUGCUGAGCCAGAGGAAGCCAGGAUGCUGCCAGAGCCAGAGUCUGCACUACCAGGAGCUGCAGGAGGGUCUCUCAGAAUUAGAGGAAGUUCCUGAUUUGGAGACUGGUCCCACGGUGGCUAGCAGAGCAAACAGAACAAAUGAGUGAGCUGGCAAGGGGAAGCAGACAGGUGUUGCUUUCCUACCCGGCGGGAGCGUUCUCCAGACCCUCCUGCACCCCAUCCCACCGAACUCAAACUAGAUGGAGUCCCCUGAGACCUACUUGAAGUCUGGUGGAGUGCCUUCAAUCUUCACGCAGACUAGGCCCCUUUCUUUUUCCUUCCCUGCUGCGGAAAGCAAUACCUAGACCGAGUCUUAAACCACCUCACCGCCCUGAAAAUCUGCCCGCCUGCAGGAUAUCCUUAAACCAACUUUCAGCUAGACCCAUUUUCUCCCUUCUAUCCUCACCCUCCUUCCCCACUGCCUCCCCAUCCUGCUUCACAUGUGCCUCAUCUCACUAUUUCCAAGAUUUCCACCUUUCACAAUCCCAUCCACUAAAAACCCGUACACGCCCACUCUCUGAAAUCAAUUCACAACGGGUGCUUUCGUUCUCUCGCUUCGAUCCGGUUCCUUUCUACUCUAGCGGAGACUACAAAUCCCAGGAUGCCCCGCUACCCUGUGGCCCGCUGGGAAAUAAAGAACCUUCCCU